Molecule: messenger RNA, 1943 nt
Organism: Corticium candelabrum
Lineage: Eukaryota; Metazoa; Porifera; Homoscleromorpha; Homosclerophorida; Plakinidae
Product: RING finger protein 212B-like
Exons: 15
Coding region: 617-1750 (377 amino acids)
Biological process (GO): reciprocal meiotic recombination; protein sumoylation; homologous chromosome pairing at meiosis
Cellular component (GO): synaptonemal complex
Molecular function (GO): SUMO transferase activity
Source: RefSeq, a predicted model, not a curated record
AAAGGCGUUAAUAUAACAAAUGGCAGCCUACUUGUGGUUAUAAUUAACUCUAUAAUUAACUGGGUAGCUCUUCUCACUCUGAGAAGAAAAAAACUUCUACUUCAGCAUGCGCAGCUACGUAUACUAUUGCAAGUAGGUUAUGUUUUACUCGCCUUAUCGUUUUAAUGGCACCGAAUAAAUGUUAUAAUAGAUAUAAAAAUAAAUAUAAAAAUAAAUAUAAAAAUAAAUAUUAAAUCAAAUUUUAAUAUAAAUAUUUAGACUGCAAUGAGUCUAAUCAAUGCAUUUAAAUUUUUUACAGAAAAAUAUUGUACAAUACAGUCGUGUACGGUAGCGAUACCGGACAGCGGUAUCCCGUAUAUCAGUAUCAGCAGGGCCUUGCAGUCCCUUCGUUUCUUGGUCGUUGUUCUCGUUUCGUGAACGUAUAAUACGAUAAAAUACCCUUGUCGCAAAAAGGCUGUCAUUCGGAGAUUACAAGGUUAUAGUUACUUAUACCUUUACCUUUACUGUGCACUCUGUACACAAAAGCACGUCGAUGUGACCGCAUCCGGGUUACUGCAAUUUACCGAUUCACUGAAGCGAAGCUCCACGUCGAGAUGAGACGCUAGUGUGUCGUCUGAUGGACUGGGUUCAUUGCAAUAGUUGUUACAUACAGCCUCCGGCCGCCGGGCGGCGAUUCUGUUUGACGAGCUGCGGGCACAUAUUCUGUGACCGAUGCCAACAGCAGAGCGAGUCUAGGAGUAGUUGUCGAUUAUGUGGAGCUAGCUGUUCGACGAUUGUGCUGUCGACGAAGAUGAAGCCAGAAGUUGAGAUGUAUUUUACUGAUCCUGCUGAAACGGUGAAGAAAGCAACUAAGAACGUCUUGCAGGUGUUGGAUUUUCAAAAGAGUCACAGGCUACGCUUUCUGUCACAUUUGAAAACGUCUUUACAACAUUCUUCGUCUGAUGAGAUUGAGUUGAGAGUCAAAGCACUAGAACAAGAUAACCAAGUAUUGAGACAAAAGGGUCAGACUCUAGUGAAUGAAAAUCAAACGCUGAAGAGCGAAUGUCAGUUGCUGAGAGACGAAAACGUGGAAAUAAAAAGGCUACUUGCUUCUAGGGCUGAAGUUGCUCCUAGCAGUGGAGGACGACAUUUCAUGCAGACAGUGAUGGCCACACCAUCACCUAGUCCUGGACACAGAGCUUUGUCACCAAUGCGUUGUAGUCAGUCUUCACCGAUUGGUGGGUUGCACACGCUUAUGUCAACUCCAAGAAGUAGACAGAACUUGAGCUGUUAUUCUCAACAAGUUCCUCAAACGCCCAGUGGACCAGUCAGAGUAUCUAUUCGUACACCACCUAGUGGUGGGAAGAUGGGUACUGUUCCUAGUAAUAGCACAGCGCAGAGAAGAUUAACACCAGGCAGCUCUGGUGUUUACAUUACCCGGAAGCUGUCUACUCCAUGCAUUCCUACUAGCUUGUCUCAAUGCGAGUUGAGCCACCUGGUUACUCCAAACAACAGUCUAUCAGCAUCUCAGUUGUCACACAUGCAGUCACAAAGUGUACCUCUCUCUGCAUCUCAGAUCGGACGAUCAGUUCGAUCUCCAUCACCAAGUGUCAGUUCUAGAAUGGAGCAAAGGGAUGCAUCUGCGACUGAACAGUGGGAUCCAUUGAGACGACAAAUCUGUCUUCGUUAUCAGCACAGAAAUGAAUCAAGGCGACCAUUGCUAGUAAACUCUGUUGGUUACCUUUCUUCUCAGUCUACCGAGAGAUCCUAAGCAGAUAAGAUCGAUCACUUUACAAUAUAAGGAUUCUGAUGUUUCUGACAGUGUAACUCACAAGAUCUCAUUUUAUGAACGAGAAACUUGCAUUUGGAAGAGAUAGAGGUUACGCCCUGUGUGACUAACUCUAGAGUAUAUGGUAUGUAUGGCACUAUGUAUAUGAACUCUUUUGACAGACUGCAUUAACACU